AUGGAUGGCAAACCGCCUCCAUUUCAGGUCCAAGCACUUCGGUGGGUGAAGACAGAAAUUGUCAACUUUGGUGGUGAUCCAAAUCGGAUCACUCUAGCUGGACAAGGAGACGGUGGUUGUGCAGUUUGUGCACACACGCUGAGCCCUAUGAGUCAAAACCUUUUCAACCAAGCUAUCGUACAAAGUGGACCCCUUCAAAGUUGUUACUCUCCCGAUCUGGCUUCGACCGUAUCACCGCAAACAACACAGAUGCCAGUGCUACAGUAUGAUGCUGGGGCACCGUAUAACCAAGGAUCGCCGGGAUAUAACAAUCAAGGAAAUCAACAGCAAAUGCCCCUGAAUCAGGGUUCGAUCCGCAAUGACCCUGGUAGUUCAUAUAAUGCCGGUAACAUUAUGUACGAUGUGUCGGAUCCUAGUCAACAGCUUGCCCAACAGACGACAACCGCUUCCUGGAUGAUAGUGCGUGAUGAUGCAUUUCUGCCGGAUUCCAUCGAAAAUCUUGCCGCACGCCGUCCACGAAUUCCGAUUAUAAUCGGCACUGUGCAGGACGAGAAUGCGGACUACGCUUUCAAACUUAUUUCAACUGGUGAGUCAAACGAAAGUCAAGGUGAAAUGUUCAACAACUGGAUGUUGGAUUUUGCCCGUCAGAAUCGACUCGAUCCAAACACUGCCAACCAGGACAAGUUUCCUGUGAACAAACGACCAGAACGGCUCUAUGGCAACCUAGUCGGAGGAUAUCGGAAUACUGCUGGCGUAUACCCUGCUCAGAACUCUGGUAAUACUUACCAGAACAACGGCUACUCUGGUCAGAGCAAUGGCUACGGUAAUCAAAAUGUCGGCUACAGUAACCAAAACAAUGGGUACGGUAACCAGAAUGGAGGAUACAGCCAAGGCCAGCCCGUUGCCUACGGCCCCGUUAAUGGUCAAGGCAGCAAUCAGUACCCUGUGCCAGGAUCGGCUAACGAGUUCGGCCUGCAGUAUGAUCAAAAUAUAUCGUCCGAUGCGGGUACCGUGUCUCAGACGGCCACUGAAAUCGAUUCGUUCAUGCAAAAUGGCAAUCAAUAUGUCAGAGUGUAUCAGUUCACACAUGUUAGUGAUCUUGGACGGCAAAAUUGCCCGAUACAGUCAUGGAAACCCGUUUACAAGGGCCAAGAUAUGAUAUUCUUGUUCAUGAGUGAGACGAUCUGGAGCUCAGGGAAUAGUGCUGCUCCAACAACGGACGACUUCCGUAUGGCCGAUCAAAUGGGUGAAAAAUGGACGCAAUUCGCUAAGGAGGGCCAAGUAUCGAGUUGGCAGCCGUCCAACCCCCAAGACUACAGCUAUUGCAACUUGAACCGACAACCGACUGUACAGAGCGGAUAUGCACAGCAAGCACGAAAUGUAUUCAAUAACCAAGUGGAUCCUAUCGUACAGCAGGUAAGGUGUCAUGACCACAACGGUUGCAAUCGUUAA
Messenger RNA from Ostertagia ostertagi, 1452 nucleotides. The record is from the annotation of a GenBank genome assembly. Lineage: Eukaryota; Metazoa; Nematoda; Chromadorea; Rhabditida; Trichostrongylidae.